AUGCCUUUCAACACCGAGCUCACCCGCCGUCUAGGCAUUCGCGUCCCCGUCAUCCAAGGCGGCCUCAUGCACGUCGGUACCGCAGACCUCGCGUCCGCAGUCUCCAACGGCGGCGGCCUGGGCAUCAUCACCGCCCUCAUCUCCCCCACGCCCGAAGCCCUGCGCGCCGAGAUCCAGCGGUGCCGCACCCUCACCGACAAGCCCUUUGGCGUCAACCUGACCCUCCUCCCGUCCCUCCUCCCGCCCGACUACCCGGCCUACGCCCAGGCCAUCAUCGACGAGGGCGUCAAGAUUGUCGAGACGGCCGGAAACUCGCCCGGCCCCGUGAUCCGCCAGCUCAAGGCCGCGGGCAUCACGGUGCUGCACAAGUGUACGACGAUUCGUCAUGCCCAGAGCGCGAUCAAGCUGGGCGUUGACUUUUUGAGCAUUGAUGGGUUUGAGUGUGCGGGACAUGUUGGCGAGAGCGACAUUACGAAUUUUAUUUUGUUGAGCAGGGCGAGGCAGACGCUGAAUACUCCGUUUAUUGCUUCGGGAGGGUUUGCUGAUGGGCAGGGACUUGCGGCGGCGCUGGUUCUGGGAGCUUGUGGUAUCAACAUGGGCACACGUUGGGUGGCCACGGUGGAAAGUCCGGUACAUGUGAAUAUCAAGGAGGCCAUCGUCAAGGGCCAGGAGACGGACACGACGCUGUUGUUGAGACGCUGGACAAACACCACGAGGCUGUACAAGAACAAGGUUGCGACAGAUGCGCUCAAGAUUGAGAGGGAGAGCAAGUCAGGCGAAUUCUCGGAAGUAGCGCCUUACGUCAGCGGAAAGAGAGGGAAGGAGGUGUUCAUUAACGGUGACCCGGAAUAUGGCGUCUGGACGACAGGCCAGGUCAUGGGUCUUAUUCACGACAUCCCGACUUGCGGCGAACUGUGUGCUCGUAUUGAGAAGGAGGCGGAGACUGCGCUGAGGGAGAAGCUGGCUUUGAUUGUGUCUGAUUCGAAGCUAUAA
Messenger RNA from Trichoderma breve, 993 nucleotides. RefSeq names its product nitronate monooxygenase domain-containing protein. The record is from RefSeq and is a predicted model, not a curated record. The transcript is spliced from 4 exons. Gene Ontology annotation, molecular function: nitronate monooxygenase activity. NCBI's taxonomy places the organism in Eukaryota, Fungi, Ascomycota, Sordariomycetes, Hypocreales, Hypocreaceae. Bases 1 to 993 code for a protein of 330 amino acids.